Molecule: messenger RNA, 1267 nt
Organism: Penaeus indicus
Lineage: Eukaryota; Metazoa; Arthropoda; Malacostraca; Decapoda; Penaeidae
Product: ubiquitin-associated domain-containing protein 1-like
Exons: 3
Coding region: 558-1235 (225 amino acids)
Cellular component (GO): ubiquitin ligase complex
Molecular function (GO): protein binding
Source: RefSeq, a predicted model, not a curated record
UAUGAACGCUUGGGCUUAGAGCUCCCUACUUAUAUCCUUUUGAGAAUUAUUUGAUUUAUUUUAUUUUUCUUCAGUUUGGAUACAAAUUCUUAGUUGUUCAAGAAGUAAAAGCAUUCAACUUGUCCACACUCCUUUUGAAAGACAGGAAACCAGCCUGUAUCCUGUUAAAUAGGUUUCACAAUGACUAAGUGUCAGAGUAUAACUCCUUUAAAUGCGAGUGUUUAUAUUAUGUCAUAUAUUUUAGUUGCUGAUGUACUUAUAUGUUAGGAAUUGAAUUAUACUCUGUUCUUCAAGACAGGAUUUACUUACAUUUUUAGAAUGAGACAAAAAAGGAUAUUUUUUACUAAUUUGCUAAUAAUAAUGGAAGAUAAUAAUGAAGAUUUGAUUACAUUUUAAGAAUAUAACCUAAAAGGGUAUUCAUUUCUUUUUCUCUAAGAAGUAUCUUUGUGAUGUAUGCUUAUAAACUGUAUAGCUUUUAGAUACAUUAUAUUCAUUUUUCUAUACCAAAAGGUGUAAAUAUAGAGGCUUAGAUUAUAAUAUGUUUAAAGAAUGAUUCCAUGCUUUCUGUAUACUGGUACUUAAUUUUUUCUUCCUCUCUUCAGCUGGUGGUGUUGAACAGUGAAGGCCAUGAUUAUCAGCUGGAGGUUCCCACAGGAACAACAGUUGAGAGGAUAAAAACCAUGGCCAUUGGACACUUCUUCAAUCCCUUAGAGCUGGAAGGAAUCAGUGUAACAGAUGACAAAGGGGAUACAACCAAAACGGGUAACAAGAGCAGGACGUACCGCUUGGUGCUGGUGAGGGAAGGUCGGCCGCUCCUGGAUGUCAACUCUCUCCAGCUUGAGCAGCUUAUAGAUAAUGAUGAGUUGCUCUUGGUUGAUGGCCGUGAAGCUCCAGCUAUCAGGGAGCCAGCACCAGAAGAGAUGACCAUCCCGACAAUGAGUGAGAUAGCCGAAGCUACAGUAAACCUCACAAAACGCAACCACAACCGUGAUCCAGAUCCAAUGAAUCAUUCAACUGAUUUUCAGAUAGAAUUUCGAAGGAUCUUGAUAACAAUGAUUGAAGCCUCCAUCCGCCUCAUGAGUGCUGAUCCAGAUUCUGAGGAAAUCUUCACCCAGAUCUUGGACAAGCUUGAACGUAGACACAGGCCACGCAUUGAUAAAAAUGCACUCCGACAGCUGACAGACAUGGGCUUUCCAGAGGCAGAAGCCACCAAAGCAUUACAUGCCAAGAGGUAAGGAUCAUUCUGGCUAUAUGAGGGAUGAGUGUC